GCAUUUGGAAGGAGGGCGAUGUAUAAGUCCCGCUGUUGUUAUCCAUUGGACAUGGGAAGAAUGGGGAUUUUAGUACUUGAGAUGCGGGAUACCCACUUGCUUUCUUUUGUGCAAGCUAGCAGAUCUUCGUUUUGAGUUUGAAGUAGGAAGACUUUUUAUGCUUGAUUCUCAAGAUGGAUGGGUCUGUGCCUGAUGUUAACAGAGGCGGAUCUGCGCUUGGAGUGAUUUGGACACUCGAUGCGAUUGCGAUUCUCAUAGUUGGUGCAAGAUGUUACACGCAGAAGUUUGUGACGCGCCAAUUCGGCUUGAGUGAGAUCUUGGUGGUUAUCUCUGUGUGUGUCAUUACUGGCAUGGCGUCUCUCAUCUCUGUACAAUACCAUUAUGGCUGGGGACGACACUACGAAGAUAUUCCAACGGCAGAAGCUACACAAGCGUUGAAAUACAAUGCUAUAGGACAAUCGUUCGGUGUCAUGGGCUCUACAUUUGGUCGAUUGUCAUUCAUCAUCUUGAUGCUGAAGCUGUUUGGUACCACCAAGGCUCGAAGGUGGUCGUUGUGGGGUCUGUUCUGGGCACAGUUGAUCAGCAAUGGUGUUGUGGUUGUUACACUUUAUGUUCAAUGCGAUGAUAUUCGAGCUCUUUGGGACUUUACCAUACAAACUCACUGCUGGCCGGAAGAUGUACAGACUUACAUUGGAUAUGCACAUUCAGGAUGGAACGGAGCGACGGAUCUAUUUCUGACAUUCCUUCCAGCAACGAUGCUUUGGACACUCAAGAUGAAUGUGAAAACGAAGAUUGGUCUUUCGUUCUUGCUGAGUCUUAGUUUCUUAGCAUUUGUGGGAGUCAUCAUGAAAAUUGUCUAUCUCCGAGUUCUAGCUCACAGAGCAGAUUAUACAUACAACACAGUUCCAUUAUUUACAUGGGUAAUUGUGGAAAGUACCCUCGUCGCAAUCGCAAGCUCCGUCCCUCUCCUCCGACCCCUCUUCAUCAAAUUUAUCCCAGGCUUUGCAUCACAGCGAUCAAGCUCUUACGUCCUCAAUAAAUACGACUUCAAAAACAAGCAGCCAUCCUACGGCAGUGGUCGACAAUUCAGCAAACUUGGCGAAAGCAGCAAGGGUUCGAGGAAAGAGAGCGAUACUGGAAGUCAAGAGAUUAUUUUACCGAUUCAAGACACACAUGAUGCUAUUCUGAAAGAAGUCUCGUAUUCGGUCAAGGUGUCGGAUGUAGAGAAGGGGGAUGCCAAGCAUGGAAGGAGUGCGAGUGCGGUGGGACAUAUGGGGAAGGUGAGUCCGUGGGAGCAAAGUUGAGGUGGGGCAGUUGUGAUGAAGGGAAAAACGCUGUACAAUUACGUUGGAUGUACGGAGUAUGGGUAUGAUAGCAGGGACGUACAUAUCGCGGAGAUGUUUUGCGGAUAACACGAUACCUGGAGUUCUGGGGAGUUCUAGCAAUCGAAACAAGACCAUCAACCACAGCUUGAG
Molecule: messenger RNA, 1475 nt
Organism: Mollisia scopiformis
Lineage: Eukaryota; Fungi; Ascomycota; Leotiomycetes; Helotiales; Mollisiaceae
Exons: 6
Coding region: 174-1304 (376 amino acids)
Source: RefSeq, a predicted model, not a curated record